ACUAGCGUUCGCGUCCGUGUCAAGCGCACGCAUGCAUCAAGAUGGUAGUUCUUAAAUUGUUUUCCUUUUUAAUAUUACUUGGCUUAGCGUUGUGUGAAAGCGAAGGCCCCACAGUACGUGUAGCGAAUGGUAUUCUGCAGGGAAAAUGGAGGGAAUCCACGAAAGGCAGGAAAUUUGCCAGCUUUCUCGGCGUACCUUACGCCCAGCCUCCAAUCGGAGAAAAUAGAUUUAAAGAGCCGCAAGCUUUGAAGCCCUGGCCUGGAGUUUGGGACGCCUCGAGACUUCUGUCUCCCUGUCUGCAAUAUGAUUCUGUUCAAGAUGGAAUCAUAGGUAGUGAAGACUGUCUCUUUGUGAAUGUCCACACCCCCAAACCCUACGCUGAUGCUCUGCUGCCCGUGGUGAUCUUCAUCCACGGCGGAGCCUUCAUGUACGGCGCCGGGGGACAGUACGACGGAGUCCACAUGAUGGACAGAGAUCUGGUCUUCGUCACCCUCAACUAUCGCUUGGGACCUCUAGGUUUUCUAAGCACAGGUGAUGAGCAGAUCCCUGGCAACGCAGGUCUGAAGGACCAGUCCUUUGCCUUGAAGUGGGUGAGGGAUAACAUCUUGAUGUUCGGCGGCAACCCUGACAGCGUCACACUCACUGGUUGUUCCGCCGGCGGCGCCAGUGUGCACUACCACUAUCUCUCGCCACUUUCUAGAGGUACAUUCCACCGAGGAAUUGCAUUCAGUGGCUCUGCGUUUUCGUCGUGGACACAUUCAGUUAAGCCUGUGGAACAGGGUAAAGCUCUUGCAGCUAUCGUCGGUUGCUCCACCACGGACACUCGGGAAAUGGCCGAGUGUUUGAGGAACAGACCUGGAGAAGUUAUUGUAAACGGACAAGUCCAGAUGUUUGACUGGAAUGUGAACUGGUUCACCAUGUUCACCCCGACAGCCGAGGCGCCGAGUGUAAAGAACCCAUUCCUUACUAAGUACCCUUACACUGCGAGCCAGGAUGGAGACAUGCAGGCUGUGCCGCUCAUCACAUCUGUGACUUCUGAAGAAGGAUUAUAUCCUGCUGCAGCUUACCAAGCAGACCCCAAGGUCUUACCAGACCUGGAGGCAAGAUGGGAGGACCUCGCUGUGUACAUCUUUGAGUACAACAACACCCUUCCCCUAAAAUUACGCGCAAGCGUUGCCCAGAAGAUUAAGGAUCAUUACUUAGACGGCAAACCUGUAGGACAAGAUACCUAUGAUGGGCUUGUUCAAGCUCUCGGAGACCGUCUAUUCUCAGCCAACGUCGGCAAGCUUGCUCAAAUUCACGCUCAAAAAUCACUCCAACCGACAUGGGUUUACCGUUUCUCAUACCGUUGGCAAUACAGCUUCUCCAAUUUGAUGGCUAGAAACGAAAACGACUAUGGUGUAAGUCACGCUGAUGACGUGAUCCUAAUCUACAAUUAUCAUCCAUCGGAUACCACCAGACCGGAAGAUUUACAGAUGAGAGAUACUCUUCUGGAUAUGGUCUACAGUUACGCUACGACAGGAGUACCAAAACUACCGAACAGCCCAACUUGGUCGCAGGUCAAGCCGGGACAACCGGAGUUGGACUAUAUAGAAAUAGCCGGACCGAAGAACAUAGAAAUGAAAUCCAGCACUGACUUCGGAAAGAAACUAUUCUGGGACAGUCUAGGCUUCACCGAAAAUGAAAACUACAGUAAAAACGCAAGAGACGAACUGUAAACAUUAAAAAAAAAAUUAAGCCAUAUUUAAAAAGACUCAAAAGCUCAACGGUAAGUGCGGUCGAACACAUCACCGAGGGGUGGUGGUUCGAUCCUCACCCCGUUGGUCUAUUGUCGUUCCCACUCCUAGCACAGUCUUUGCCGAAUAGUUGGAGGGGAAUGGGAAUAUUGGUCAUGUUAUAAAAAAAUAUGGUAAAUAUUCUUUUUAAAAAAAUAUCAAUUUAAUUACGGUUUUUUUUUAUUUUUAAAAAUAAAAAAACCGUAAUUAAAUUAAGUACAGCUCCUCAUAUGAACUUUUCACCGAAUACUUAAGUACUGGUUUGUUAAUACUGAUAGUAAUUCUCUGGAUUUUACUUAAAGAUAAAGUGAUUCUAAAUAUUUACGUAUAAUAUAUACGUAAGUAUUUAGAAUAAUACUACGAUAAGCCAAAUAUUGCAGGGUUAUUCUUAAAUAAUUGUGAUUUGUGGCAUAAUGUAGUAAUAAAGAUAUUUCUUUCUUUCUUUCUCUUUAUUUACUUGAGCGUCGCAAGACCGAGAGAUUAAUAUUAAAAAAACUCCGCUUUCAGCGGCGGGAGCUGCUUUUUAUAAAGAAAAUAAUUUUUAUUUUCAACGCUUGCCUUAAUUGUCAAAAGAAAGAAGAAAGAAAGAAAGAAAAAAUCUUUAUUACAGCAUUAUGCCACACAACACAAUAUGCUCAUAAUAUCAUAUAAUGCUAACAAAUAAUAUUGUCAUAUUAAAUAAUAUGACAGGACAAAAAAUAUAUUUUUUGUCAUUUUUCAAAGUAAAAUAACCGCUUCGUGAUUUAGAAACAGAAAUACGAGAGUUUUAUUUUUGUAACCCUCCCAUUCCUAAGGGAGGGCAUCCCUUUAGUGACGAUCAAAUGGUAAAGUUUUCGUAAUGAACAGUUAAAUAAAAGAUCUCUAAUUAUUCACGUUCCAUUAAAACUGCAUAACUUUAGUUCAUUUAAUAGCAGCCCCGACGGGUAUUCUCAUUUAGUUUAUUUUUAAAUUAUAUUAUCCUUUUUCAUUCAAUUACAUUUCAACCGUUGUGAGUUUUUUUUUUUAUUUUACUUUUUUUAUGUAUCGAUAUACCUAUACCUAUAUUUUUAUUAUC
Bicyclus anynana (squinting bush brown) is the source of this 2829-nucleotide messenger RNA. Its product is annotated as venom carboxylesterase-6. Lineage: Eukaryota; Metazoa; Arthropoda; Insecta; Lepidoptera; Nymphalidae. The record is from RefSeq and is a predicted model, not a curated record. The coding region runs from base 42 to 1718 and encodes 558 amino acids. The transcript has 10 exons.